Messenger RNA from Spea bombifrons (plains spadefoot toad), 1942 nucleotides. RefSeq names its product endoplasmic reticulum oxidoreductase 1 alpha (gene ERO1A). The transcript is spliced from 16 exons. Gene Ontology annotation, cellular component: endoplasmic reticulum; endoplasmic reticulum membrane. Lineage: Eukaryota; Metazoa; Chordata; Amphibia; Anura; Pelobatidae. The record is from RefSeq and is a predicted model, not a curated record. Gene Ontology annotation, molecular function: protein-disulfide reductase activity; FAD binding; thiol oxidase activity. Bases 44 to 1441 code for a protein of 465 amino acids. Gene Ontology annotation, biological process: protein folding in endoplasmic reticulum.
UGCAGGACAGCUGUGAGUGGUGGUGCUGGGAGUGCGGAGAGACAUGCGAUCCCUCAGUGCUGUCCUCUUACUGUGCUGCCUCCUGCCCUGGAGAUCCCACCUGCUGGACCCCGGAUCAGCUGCCCAUGGCUGCUUCUGCCAGGUGACCGGCCACCUGGAUGAUUGUACCUGUGAUGUGGAAACAAUUGACAAUUUUAAUAAUUACAAGCUGUUUCCUAAGCUACAAAAACUAUUGGAAAGUGACUACUUUCGCUACUACAAGGUGAAUCUCAAUAAACCUUGCCCGUUUUGGGAUGACAGCAGCCACUGUGGAUUACGAGAUUGUGCUGUACAGCCUUGUCCAACCGAGGAAGUCCCGUACGGCAUCAAAGCUCCUGGUUAUAAGUACACAGAGAAUGCAAAUCGUGAAUUUGAAGACCUUGAUGAAUGUGAGAAGGAAAAAAGGCUCGGAGCUGUAGAUGUAUCUUUAAGUGAAGCCGCGCAGGAAGCUUUACAACAGUGGAACAAACAUGAUGAUUCUUCCGACAACUUCUGUGACUUGGAUGAUGAAGAGUCUCCAGAUGCAGAAUACGUGGACCUCCUUAUUAAUCCUGAGCGUUUCACUGGCUACAAAGGAUCUGAUGCCUGCAAAAUCUGGAAUAGUAUAUAUGAAGAAAAUUGUUUCAAGCCAAAAGCAGUUAAACUUCCACUGAGUUCGCUGCCACUGGGAAGAGGAGACGGUGAAGAAAAUCUAUUUAAUAACUGGCUUGAAGGUCUUUGCUUUGAGAAAAGGGCGUUCUACAGACUUAUUUCUGGAUUGCAUACGAGCAUUAAUAUUCACCUCAGUGCAAGAUAUCUCUUACAAGACACUUGGAUAGAUAAGAUCUGGGGCCACAAUGUGUCUGAAUUUCGGAAACGCUUUGAUGCCGUCCUUACACAGGGAGAAGGGCCAAGGAGACUGAAGAACCUGUACUUUAUUUAUCUGAUCGAGCUGCGGGCCGUUUCCAAGGUCCUCCCGUAUUUUGAACGCGACGGUUUCUUGCUGUAUACAGGAAAUGAAACCAAAGAUGCGGAAAACAAAGAACUUCUGAUAGACAUUCUGCGUGAUGCUAAGUCUUUUCCUUUACACUUUGAUGAAAACUCCCUGUUUGCCGGUGGUAAGGAAGAAGCUGACCAGUUAAAGGCAGAAUUUAGAGAUCACUUUAGAAACAUUUCGAGGAUAAUGGACUGUGUUGGCUGCUUUAAAUGUCGCCUGUGGGGGAAGUUGCAGACUCAAGGAUUGGGUACUGCCCUCAAAAUACUGUUCUCAGAGAAACAAAUAGAAAGCAUACCUCAGAGUGGGCCAUCUCAUGGAUUUCAUCUUAAACGUCAAGAAAUUGUAGCAUUAUUUAAUGCUUUUGGACGGAUAUCUACAAGUGUUAAAGAACUGCUCAACUUUCGAAAUCUGAUGCAGAAAAUGUGAAGAGGUGACCGGAACAGGAUCUGUUUUUUUGCACUAGUCAAAGAUUACACAGAAUUGAAGCCACUUCAGUGAAAAUCUGGUGUAAUCAAGGCUGUUCCCUGUGAAUGUGGUCCCCAAUCGGAGGACUUUGCUGUUAAUAAUGUAAAAUACAUGUUUAAGCUUUUCCUGGCUGUGUUAAUCGGUAUAUUUUUAAUUCUGCCAGUCAGAAAGAACUUGCUUCGUGUUUCACCUCCUGAAAUUCUCAUAGCCAACUCCACCUUUUGGCCAGUGCUGUUUCAUGUAUAAAUUUUCAGGUUUCUGUGCCAUCUGACCAAGUACCUCUGUGGGCAGAAUUAUAAAAGUACCCAAAUCUGUUUUAACUAGUACAGCCGCACCUGCUCAUAGGGAAGGUAUAUACCCUUUACUACUGCUGGAGGAGGAGAUUCCUUGAACCCUCAGCAUUUAUUAUGUGUGUUCCUAAUGAUGGAGAUCUUGUACAUUAAAGUAUAUUUUUGAACUUUA